UGUCCGUGCGCGCAUGUGUGUGUGUGUGUGUGAGUCACAUGGCUCUCCCUCUCUCCUCAGGAGUGUGUGUGGUGCAGCAGCUGAUGUCAGUGUUGAUCAGGGAGAGCGGGAGGCUGUUCCUCACAGACGCCAGCACCGCUCCGACUCCGCCAAACCGCCAAGGACAGCGAGCCGCGGAGACGCUCCCGCCCCCCCCGGCCCCGAUGAUGGACCUCCGGCCCCCGCCCCGCCAGAGCGCCUCCCCCAGGAGGGCGAGCGACCCGCUCUACGACAACUGCCCGUCCCGCUCCCCGGAGCGGUCCUCCGCCACCCCGCCGCCCCUCCCGGACCCCGCCGCGCCCGCUCCCUCGCCCCUGGACAGCUGGGACGUCCCGUGCUGGGCCGCGGAGCCGGGGGGGUCGGCGGGGGGGGCCAGCCUGAGCAGCCGGAGCUCCUCGCCGGGCGAGCUGACCGGCCGAAACGCUCACGAGAGCACCCUCUCCGUCUACGACAACCUGGACGUGCCGCCCGCGGGCCCCGGGGCCCCCCCGGCCCCGCCCGCGCCCCCACGCCCCCCGCUGGAGGACAGUGGCGACAGCAGCUCCUGGUCGUCCUGCGAGAUCGUGCUGGAGGAGGCCAAGCCGGGCGCCGGGCCCGCUUUCGGCCCGUUCCCCUUCCGGGCGGACGCGGGCGACCCCCCGCCCGAUUUCCCCUCCGUGCAGGCGCUCCUGGCCCUGGCGGGGCCAGACCUGGACCCCGCCGCCUCGCCCUCCAGCGCGCGGUGCCUGGUGGCCGGGCUGAAGCAGCAGAUCUCCCGGCAGAAGGAGGAGUACGAGGCUCAGAUCAGAAGCCUGGAGAAGCGGAACGAGGCGCUGCAGGGCGAGGUGUCCGGGCUGCGCGCGAACCUGGAGCAGCACCGGCGCUGGUACAAAGUGGCGGAGAUCAAGAUGCGCAACGCCGAGCGCGCCCGGGCCGACGCGGACCGCCGCAACACCGCCCUGCAACAGGAGAUGGAGCAGUUCUUCGACACCUUCGGCGAACUCAACGUCGAAGCCAAGAAAACGGAACGCAUAGCGCAGGGUUUCUGAGCUGACGCGGACGCUAAUAAUAAUCACAACAACAACAGGGCGGCGACGUAACAGACUGGUGUCCGAAGCGAACGCAAUAAGGAGACAAUAGUCAAGAGGCUACGGCCGUUGGGAGAACGGGAAAGUUUAUCUUCUCCUCGAAUCGACUGUGCCUUUUACAGUUCUCAGGUUUUAAAAAAAACUGUCCCUCCUCAGACUUACGGGGGAUUUCUGAUUAGCGGAGCAGGAUUGAGGGCUCAUCAGGGAUAAAACCGCUUAAAGCCGUUGAUCCGCCGCGGGCAGAAACAAAAUCCCUUAGAAUCUCGCUAAGCCGGAGCUCUGACUUCUGUGGACCGAUUUCCGUUUUCAAUUUUUUUGUUAUUAGCUAGUACACACAUUUGUUAUUAGUACAUACUUAUUGUUAUACACACAUUGUGUAUGCAUUAACAUAGAGCACUAGUCUGUUUCACCAUGUCUUUUUUUAAAUCUCGGGAUUCACACCUUAGACCCGCAUCCAACUGACAGAACAACAAGAACAGGUGCCGUUUGAUGGGCUGGGAAUUCUUUGGUGGAAACAGGACACCGUCACGCACUCUUUUGCGCCAUCUAGUGGCAAACCAAAGUACUGUUAUUACACAUUCAUGUAUUCAUUAAUCGCUGUAUUCAUUCAAUGAGAAUGAAGAACUGUAUAGAACCAGAAGUAUAGAGUUUAAAGCCAAACUGUACUGUACUCUCCUGCCGCGGCAAUGUAUAAGCAAACAUUUAAUUCGAACACGUUCUUUGAAUGGCCGCUCACAACAGCGUGAUGUGAACAUCCAUAAGUGCUGAUGUCAUUGACAGCCAAUAGGAAUAGGUGUGUGCGUGAUGUCACCAGUGAUUGUGCCUGACCUACCAUGCGACACACACAAUACAUACUUGUGUUUCCUGACAUAAACAUCUAUGAACGUCUAUGCACUGCCCACAAAGGUGCUAUGUAGGGCUUAUGAAGAAGUAAUAAUGCGCUUAUGACAGGUCAUUCACAGAACGUGUCACCCAUUCUGUCACUGACUGGAAAUCCUUAGUUCAACAGGUUAAACAGUGAGUGGACAAUCCAGUCUUGUUUUCAGGUGUUUAACAGAGCACGGUGUCGAAGCCUUUUCACUGAUCUGAGAUCAGUGGCCUGUUCCAGGGAUUACAGUCAGCUGGGUAACUGCACUGGGCUAAACCCGGACCCCACCAAAAUCUGGAACGUGGACCGAAGUAAAAAGCGGUUCUGGGUUUCGCUUUGAGUUCUCCAACAAACGGAGUAAUCCUGCUUUAUGGAUUACUUAGCGGGCAGCCGGUAGCUUAGUGGCCAACAGUACAUUACAUUACAUUAUUGGCAGACGCUCUUAUCCAGAGCGGCGUACAGUUGAUUAGACUAAGCAGGAGACAAUCCUCCCCUGGAGCAAUGCAGGGUUAAGGGCCUUGCUCAAGGGCCCAACAGCUGUGCGGAUCUUAUUGUGGCUAAACCGGGAUUAGAACCACCCAUUUUGCGUGUCCCAGUCAUGGACCUUAACCACUACGCUACAGUAGAGACUGGGACAUGGAAGGUGGUCCAAGUCUCGGUGUCGCCACGAUAAGAUCCAUGCAGCAGUUGGGACCUCAAUGAAUUCUCCCCUGCUGAGUCUAAUCAACUCUCAGCAACUUUGGAUAAAAGUGUUGAAUAACUGUAAUGUUAUGGAAAAGGCCCUAGUUCUGGAAAACAGAAUCAGUAUUGUCUAAUCACUGCUAAAAAUGUCCUCAUCACCAAAAAACGUUUAUACAAAUUUUUCCUCGCCUUACACAACACACACACACACGCACAGAUAUAAGCUAUUUAUAUUUUCACACCAUGGGAACACACACAUUGUAAUGCAAUAAAAUAACUAAUAAAAGAAUAAUUAUUUUCUGAAUUCA
Messenger RNA from Conger conger (European conger), 2963 nucleotides. RefSeq names its product rho GTPase-activating protein 24-like. The record is from RefSeq and is a predicted model, not a curated record. Gene Ontology annotation, cellular component: focal adhesion. NCBI's taxonomy places the organism in Eukaryota, Metazoa, Chordata, Actinopteri, Anguilliformes, Congridae. Gene Ontology annotation, molecular function: GTPase activator activity. Gene Ontology annotation, biological process: negative regulation of ruffle assembly; activation of GTPase activity; wound healing, spreading of epidermal cells. Bases 39 to 1067 code for a protein of 342 amino acids. The transcript has 2 exons.